GUAAUGGUUGUACUACUCAUGAGUAGUUGAGUGUUUACUAUAUAAUUUGUAACUUGCAUUUUAUUGGUCAGUAUGAUCGAACAAUCUAGAAGUUGUUUUCUAUUGGUCGAAACAUUGACUGUUUGGUCAGCCAUUUUGUUUGGCAUUCUAUUCGCUUGGUGUGUGGGACACGGAUCGUUGUGAUAAUUUGUUGUUGUUGUUGUUGCUGCUUAAUCACCUUGAAUAAUCAAAAUCUGAAAAAAAACUAUUUCAUGAAUGUUUACCAUUCUCAAAAGACAAACUUCAUUAAGUCAAUGCACAGAAUUUUAUUAGCAAGUGAAUUUGAUUUAAUCAGCGAUAAAAAAGAAGUUACAUAUCCUGAAAUUUACUUAUCCGCUAUGUUGUUGAAACCAUCGUUUCCGAGCGCUUCAAAUUCAAUGUCUGAAAAAUAUGCAAUUCUUGGGUGGCUUAUUAGUCGUAAACUAUGGUUUGAAGCUUUCCGAAGCAAACAACAACAGUCUCAGUUACAUUGUGAACGGAAAGAUGAAUCACUGUAUGAAAAUCAAUUGUGCUGUUUAUCAAAACACGAAAACAUAGAAGCCGCUGAGUACAAGGAUUUAAAACAAAUGGCAGUCGAUAUCAAUGCUCUUAUGUUAUCCUUUUUAAAAUACAAGGAGGAGGUUUCGAAGAAUGUCGAUCAUUUGGAAAAAAAGAAAAUGUUUUUCGAAGACUUUGCUAAAAUAACUUGUAAUGAACUAUCUUCAAAUCUGAUGGAUGACAAAGUACAGACGUCUCAUCAAAACUUUAAAUCCAGGUUGAAUGAAAUUCUGAAACAUACUACAGAAUUUUCCACAAUCUAUCAAUGUCAACCCGAUUCGCGAAUGAUGCCUGACGAAAAAUGUAUUUUCUAAAAACACGCAGAAAUCAUCUUUGCGUGCUGUCGUCUGUGAUAACAUUUGUUUCUUUGUGUAACCGUAACUGUUGUAGUGUAUUUCUUCAAUUUUUUUAAAAAACGAUUUUAAUGUCAGCAGCGAAGUUGUAACGGUAACAAGAAGACUGUAAUUCGAAUUCAAUCGAAUUUUUCUUCCAAAACAUAACCCUUUUCAGAUGAAAAAAUCUCUUUUUUCGUUCAAUUAUUAAUCGCUGACUUAAUAUUUUAU
Schistosoma turkestanicum is the source of this 1139-nucleotide messenger RNA. NCBI's taxonomy places the organism in Eukaryota, Metazoa, Platyhelminthes, Trematoda, Strigeidida, Schistosomatidae. The record is from the annotation of a GenBank genome assembly.